UCUCUCUUUCUCUCGCUCAUAAAAUCAUCAUCAUCCUCGUCGCCGCUCGUCUCCUUUGGCUUUCAAGAGAAAGGAACGAACCGCUGCAGCGAGCCGGUUCAGGCGCCACCGCCGUUGAGUUCGCCGACGAUAUCUUGUACGUUAUGCCAAUGGAUGUUCCUCCGUAUGUUGGAUUACUUUGCUGACGUUGUUAGGAUCUGGAGUAAUCUUAUUUUUGCUCAGGAUUGAAUUCGGAGGAGAUAUAGGGUUUAUUUUGUUUGAAGGUUAACGGUUCUUGAAUCUAUAUUAUAGGGAUUGGUUUUUGGAUUGAUUUACAGAACAGACAAGAUAGGUGUAGGCUAGAGGAUAAUGUGUAUACUUUGCGGGAUUCAGAAGUGGUCUCGUCGUGUUGCUACCAUGCUUCCAUGGCUAGUAAUUCCUCUGAUUGGACUUUGGGCUCUUUCUCAGUUGUUGCCUCCGGCUUUUCGGUUUGAAAUCACAUCACCUAGGUUGGCUUGCGUGUUCGUGCUUUUAAUUACUCUAUUCUGGUAUGAGAUUUUGAUGCCGCAGUUGUCCAUUUGGAGAGCGAGAAGAAAUGCUCAGCUCAGAGAGAGGAAGAGGUUUGAAGCCAUCGAAAUGCAGAAGAUUAGGAAGACUGCCACAAGGAGGUGUCGCAACUGUUUGAAUCCCUAUAGAGACCAAAACCCUGGUGCGGGCAGGUUUAUGUGUUCCUAUUGUGGUCAUAUUUCUAAAAGACCAGUUUUAGAUCCUCCCCUGCAGCCUGACCUCGGUCUCUCGAAUUAUGGAGUUUUAAAGGAUUUGGUAGGGAAAGGCGGGAAAAUAUGGUCUGAUAGCACUUGGAUUUGUGGUCAAGAAUGGUUAGAGAAUGGUAAUUGGGUUGGUGGGCAAUUUUCUGGGAAUAAUUAUGAGAAGAAGAGUGGUUUUGGGAUUUUCAGUGGUGACGAUGAUUGUAUGGCAGAGAAGUCAUAUUUCCCUGUUGUUACCUUCGCUUGUAAAAUAUUGUCUGCUUUAUUCUGGAUCAUGAGAUUGCUUUGGUUAAAGGUCACUAGAUUUAGUUCACUAAGAGAGGACUCCUCGCUAGAUGCAAAGCAGAAGAAUUUAUUAGCAAAACAGGGUGAAAAUGGGGUGAAUUUUCAAGAAAGUAGAGCAGAAAAGACGCGCAGAAAAGCAGAAGAGAAGAGACAAGCCAGAUUAGAGCGGGAAUUAUUGGAGGAAGAAGACAGGAAGCAACGAGAAGAGGUUGCCAGGUUGAUCGAGGAGCGAAGGAAACUUAGGGAUGAAAUCAUGGAGGUUGAGAAAGAUCGUAGAAGAGGGCUAACAACAACUUGUGCUCAAAAAGAUCGAAAGAAGCAAGCUGAGAAGAAACGUCAGGAAAGAAAGAAGGAAAAAGACAAUUCGGAUGCUGAGGAAGUAGAGAAGCGAGGUGGUAAGGAAGUCGAGAGGAAAAAAGAGUUGCACGAAAAGAAUGAUACAGAGAGACGAGAAUAUGUUAAGGGUAAUCAUAGCAGGGGAAAUGCUGGAACACAUUAUUACCUUGACAGAGUGAAAGGAACUAUUUUAUCUUCUUCAAAGGCAUUUGGUAGUAGUAGUAGUAGUUUCUUCAGGAGAGGAGGAGUUAACACUUCUUCAACAGUUUCAAGAGAAAACAAAUCCAGCAUCUCUGUAGAUCAUAUUUACUCAUCUGGCAACAAAAAGGAUUUACCUCAGCCUGGAAAAUCAACUGUGAAUGGAGAUGAUAAGAACAUAAACCGUCCUCCUGUAACAGUUGAUCCUGAAGCAACAUCAGCCCCAAAGAAAUCUUGGCAUCAUUUGUUCACUGGCGCAUCUGGUCCAGCUAGUUCAAAUACAAUAAGUAAACCAAAUAUUUCAAAUUCAAAAGGCCAGGGUGAAGUAGAAAGCGGCUCUCCUCCUCCUCCUCCUCCCUUGUCUGAAUCUACAACAACAUAUGAUAAUCCUAUAAAUUUUGGACUUCCAGCACCUUUUACUUCACCUAAUUUUCCACAGAUUCAAACAAGUUUGUCUCCGCAUGAUUUUCUACCUGAAGAGUUUGAGAUAUUUGAAGAUCCAUGUUAUAUUCCUGAUCCAGUGUCUCUACUUGGGCCUGUUUCAGAGUCACUAGACAAUUUUCAGUUAGAUGGUUUCAACAAUGGAUUAGAAAAGUCUUAUGCUUUGAAGAACAUUUCGGUUGAAAGGCCUUCACCUAUUGAGUCUCCACUAUCACGAGCACGGGCUAAUUCUUCUUCUUUGUGUAAUGAAAGGCAUUCGAAUAAUUAUAAUUUGUUCCCAAGAAAAACAAAGUCUGAAGAGAUUCCAAGCUUCCCGGGAUUAGAUGUUCCAAGUAGCAGUGAGUUGGAAGGAACUUAUCAGAUGUGGAAGACAUCUCCACAUCUGGAUCAUCAAAAUGACCUAGGUUGGCUAUUUCAUCCUCCUGAACUAAACAAGGAAGAGACCAUGCUGCUGAACCAUCAUCCAUUCUCCCAAAGUAGUAACAUGGCAGCCUCAUUGUUCAGUACUAAAGAUGAUGAACAGAUCCACCACCAAGGUUUUGGAACAACAACAUUUGGAAACUCGUUUUCUCCCUUGUUGCUUCCAAAACCUCCUACAACAGCUGGACCAUUAUUUAAUCUGGAUGUGUUGUCUCCACCUCCCAAUUGGCACAACAGCAGGAAUGAAGGGGUUCGAUUGCAGCAGGGUUCAAGUACUAAUCAUGUUGUUGGUGGUGGCCUAUUUUCUCCCCCUGAGAUGCAUUCACUUUGGUCAUUUGAAGGUGAAAAUCUCGAUAGAAAGAGGGACUGACUGAACUACAUCCGAUGAGAGGAGGGAAACCUUACCACCUCUUACGGUAUAUAGAGAGUUGUUAGAAUGAAUGAAUGAAUAUAUUGUAUCUUCUUCCUUGGUGUCUUUUUUAAAAAGGAAGAUUUUUACUAACAUUGAGCAUAAAUAUACAAGGGAGUAAGUAUAUGACAACUUUGUGCAUGAUUUGGUUCAUGUUUUUUCAAAAUUAUCAUUUA
Molecule: messenger RNA, 3011 nt
Organism: Impatiens glandulifera
Lineage: Eukaryota; Viridiplantae; Streptophyta; Magnoliopsida; Ericales; Balsaminaceae
Product: stress response protein NST1-like
Exons: 4
Coding region: 349-2796 (815 amino acids)
Source: RefSeq, a predicted model, not a curated record